UCUACCAGUGCGACGGUGACUGUUAGCGGGCUGGCAGUAACCUCCAUCAAUAACAAGGAUGGCAAAGGGGCUGGCAAGGACUCCUACACCAUGUAUACCGGGGACGGCUCGACCAGCGCCGGCUGGCCCGCGCAGUCUGACUGUAUUGACAGGUGGAGUGCCAACAAGGCCACCAUCGGCAAGUCCUGUGCCCAGUUCGGAGUGGCCGACAACUCCGCGACUGAGACCCAGGAGUUGUACGAUGCGAUCCAGGAGGUGGCGACCAGCUCGAAAGUUGACCACCGCUUCAUCCUGGCGGUGGUGAUGCAGGAGUCCAAGGGUUGCGUGCGGGCCCCGACCUCGACGUACAGUGUCAGCAACCCCGGCCUGAUGCAAAGCUACAAGGGCACUGGGACCUGCAACAACGGGGGCAGCGUGAAGAACCCCUGCCCUAAAACGGAGAUCGUGCAGAUGAUCAAGGAUGGAGCUAUUGGAACCAGCGACGCUGAUGGAUACGGUCUCGCCUCGCUGCUCGACAAGUCUGCCCGGACCAAUGCCGCGGGCUUCUAUCGUGCGGCCAGAAUGUACAACUCGGGUGCCUGGUCUAUCCCGUCUUCUGGUAAUCUGAGUGGAGCUGGGGCGACGGCUUGUUACGCUUCUGAUAUUGCUAACCGGUUGACUGGAUGGGUGAGCGCUGCCACCAAGUGCACUGACUGA
Messenger RNA from Aspergillus aculeatinus CBS 121060, 696 nucleotides. RefSeq lists its product as uncharacterized. The transcript has 3 exons. The record is from RefSeq and is a predicted model, not a curated record. The annotation marks the transcript as partial. NCBI's taxonomy places the organism in Eukaryota, Fungi, Ascomycota, Eurotiomycetes, Eurotiales, Aspergillaceae.